CCCCACUGUCCCACCCAUUUGCCCCAAAGCUUCAACACCAUACCUUUUCUUCCCUAAUUUACACCUCAAACCUCACACUCUUUCCCCGUCACCCCCCAAACAAAAUGCCAGCAGACCAACCAACCGAUGCCCGUGCCCGCCUCCUCUCCCACUUCAGCUCCGCCAACGGCAGCACUGAACAUGGAACAAAAUGGGAUGAGCUCUGGACAGAAGGUUUUCUCCCAUGGGACAAAGGCUUUCCGAAUCCGGCCCUCUCCGACCUGUUAACCCAGCGUCAAGACCUCAUUCCUCCUCCUCAUUCCUCUCAGCCCACCACUAGUAGCAACGGAAGGAAGAAGGCUCUAGUUCCAGGUUGUGGGAAAGGCUACGAUGUGUUGUUACUAAGUGCAUUUGGGUAUGAUGCGUACGGACUGGAGAUCUCUAGUAAAGCCUUGGAGGAAGCCAGGAAAGUAGAGGCGGAGAUGAGUGGGAAGGGUGUGUAUGCGGCGAGAGAGGGAGUGGAAAGAGGGGAGGUGCAUUGGAUUACAGGGGAUUUCUUUGAGGAGGGCGAUGGUGGGGUUCUAGGAGGGGAGAAAUUUGAUUUGAUUUAUGAUUAUACGUUUCUAUCUGCAUUACCUCCCGUCAUGAGGCCAGCGUGGUCGAAACGCUUCGUUGAUCUUCUGGCUCCGGAAGGACGCCUCGUUUGUGUGGAGUUCCCAACAUACAAGCCGCCGUCUACUGGAGGACCUCCUUGGGCGUUGCCUCCGAAAGUAUAUCUUGCUCAUCUGAUGAGACCGGGAGAGGAACUGCCAUAUGCUGAGGAUGGAGAACUCUUAGAGUCGAAACUUGGGGAGUCGAAUAAGAGUGGUCUAGUGAGGAUUGCGCAUUUCCAGCCGGAGAGGACGCAUCAGAUUGGGUAUAAUGCAGAAGGUAAAGUAACAGAUUGGGUUUCCGUAUGGGCACAUCCAAGCUAGUAAUCAAUCCUUCAUAUGCCGUUCGAGUAAAUUGUGCUCAAGGUGCCUUGCGUAAAGAGUUGUAAUGUUCUCCCAGCCCAAAUCCAUGUCGAUAGUAUGCCAGCCAAAUCCUUUCUGGAUCCUUCUUCCCAUCUCCGGGCUCAAUUGUCUGCGCAACUCCAUCCUGUAAGACACAUAUCUCCACUAUAUACGUCUUAGCCAGAGCCAGUAAUUCCAGAUGCCCUCCCCAUUCCGCCGUAUCCCUAAUUUUCUCAACGUACUGGUCCAGCGGCUCAUCCAACCACGCCACAAAAUCGUCUGGAUGUCCCUCAAUAUACCUUGCAGCCGCCUUUCUCACAACCUUAUACCUCUCUCCCUCCUUGAUAUCCUCACUUUCUGGACCCAAUGGAAUCCCAACUUGUGAAAGCUGAUCCGCCACGGCAGAGAACAGACAAUGUCCAUCUGGUCUAAUACUCUUCUCCACCAAGCCAUUCGCAGUGAACUGAUCCAGCAUCUUCUUCCGCUCCACAGCCUUCUGAUCCGGUUGAUUUGCAGCUUCUUUCUUCGCCUGCUCGAUCGCAGCUUCAUGUUCUGCCGCGCGACGAGCCAACCGCUCCUUUUGUCUGUUUCGUUUUCGAGGCUGUCCAUCCUCCGAAGGCUCAGGUUCCGAAAUGGCCGAUUUAUCCAACGAUUCGGUGAUGCCGUUCAUACCAUUUGUAGCAGGUUCUUCGACAAUGUCUUCCUCAAGAUCUGGCACAUCUUGAAUGUCCGCGGGCUCACCGUUCAAAGCUGCGAUUUCUUGCGCCUGCUUAUCCUUAAGCUGGCGCUCCAGCUCGUCGCAUUCGCUGUUCACGCCUUUCCGUGUCUUCUUUGUAGCGUUUUUCUUCUUGUUCGUGAUUCGACCUUGCAGAUCUUUUUGCUCUUUGCGGUGCCGACUUUGCAUGUCCUCGAAGGACUCCAUCGUGGGCGACAGUCGUGGUGGGGCCGGGGUAUUAAGGGGGGUCUGGUCUGGGCGCUCUUCCCUCUGAAAGGAGUAUUCGAAAGUGUCUUACACUGAUGAAUGGUAUGUGUCUCUGUGCGAAGUAAAGAGUGUGUGCUACGACCUACUUGCUAGGAAGUUGGACUUGAGGAGUUGCGAACUGGACCCCUGAGAGUA
This is a messenger RNA of Cadophora gregata, 2088 nucleotides long. RefSeq lists its product as uncharacterized. The transcript has 2 exons. NCBI's taxonomy places the organism in Eukaryota, Fungi, Ascomycota, Leotiomycetes, Helotiales, Ploettnerulaceae. The coding region runs from base 105 to 953 and encodes 282 amino acids. Gene Ontology annotation, molecular function: S-adenosylmethionine-dependent methyltransferase activity. The record is from RefSeq and is a predicted model, not a curated record.